UUCCUUUACGUUUCCAGCGUUGCUUGAGAUUUUGUUCGGAACAGUUUGCGAGGUGCUUUUGUCGGGGGGUCGGUCGGUGAGCAGCAUCAGUGAUGUAUUAACUCAGAGGUUGGCUAUAAAUGUACUCGCUCUUCUGACUGGCUGCAGCAUCCAUUCCAAAAUAUGGACAAAGUUCUAGAGUGUGUUAUCACGAGCGAUCUGCCUCCAUCCACCAAGUUGGUCGUCUUUCAUAACUGCUUAACGCAUUUGAAUGGCGUUGACUGUGUCGAUGACUAUGUCGAUCUCGCAUACGUCUGUCUACUAUAUUCCAGCAAGACUGGUACAUCUGUUGAUGAGACCAGUCGCUGUGCUGUGCAGAGCAUAUGUGAUUAUCUUUUAGUUCGGCUUUCGGACAGCAGUUUCAAUUCCAUCUUCAUGAACAUCGGUGAUAAAGUCUCCUCUCUAGGUGGGACUUCUACCGAGGCACUGCAGCACUUGGAACUACUCAGAUAUUUACAAAAUAUUGAGCGAACAAGCAGGUUAUCCUACCUCUUAGAGAUGCUGGAUCAUGUAGAUGAUACAACACCAUAUUUUACAUCUAUUCUGCGAAUUUGCGCUAAACUGGAAAACCUUUGUUCGAAAAGUGAUCUAGUGCAGCGGUUAAAACGUCACUUUUCCUUCCUCGUUUCUGAUGAAUUCUCAACUUCUUUGGACAAUGUCAAACUUCUUGUAACUGAACUUGUCAGGUUUCUUAGCGUGCUUUCAACUGACGAGCAAGCUGUGGACAGACCGGAAUUUCAAUCUUCGUUGCAUUUGGCAUUUUACUUGGCGAAUCACAUCCUCCAGUUGGUUGUGCGUGCUGAUAAACAGUUCAUGGGAAGAGAAUUUUGUAGUCAGUUUGACACGAGCGCUACCAGUCACCUGCAUACGUUAAUGGACGCUUAUCUUGUUAGUGCGGUCACUACGGAGACGUGUUUCUUCCCACUGGCUGCUCUCCUGUUUUGUUUAGAUCCCCCUUCGAACGGACUCGAUGGGAGUGCACCAACUCUGUGUGCUCUGAUUCAGUCAGUGACGGACGCUCAUAUUGAUUCUACAGACGAAUGCUUUGCCCUUCUACGACGGCUCACCAUGUGGCUUCUGUGGCCAGACGCGGAAGGUUUUCGUUCGCCCAUUGAUAAGUGGAUUAUUGGAUUCGUUUGCGAAAUUUUCAAACGAUUGUUUCACUCGGGAGGUGCCUCUGCAAAUUCGAAAAAUUCAAUUUUAUGGUCGCACUUUAUGGUGGAUCAGCUUCGGUUUGUGAUCCGUCUAGUCUCUAGGCAAACUUUACCUCGAAUGUCUACUUUUCAUACGUUAACUUUUCUUCUACUUGCUGGUAAUCCCGGUUCGAAAGCAGAUCCUCGGUACUCAGUAAUCAAGGACGAACUGCUACCCUUGUUACCCCAAAUACAACAAAGAUGCAGAGAGGGUGUCCUUAGGUCUGACGAGGCAGAGACCUUUUUCUACCGAAUGUCGCAGGUCACUCAGCUUUUGAGUUUCUCCCUGUACAACAACACACCGGGCUCAAAUGGGUUGACUCAACCUUCAGACCCUCUAGAUAGCUGGGAUACGAUUGGUGGCGGUCGCUGGUCUGUUCAGACCAUGCGAGCUCGUUUAAAAGUUUACCAGUGGUCAACUUUGGCGAGGUGGGGUUCGAUGGCAGGGAUAAACCUUCGACGUUGUUGGUCGCGAUGGGAUGAGUCUCCCAUAGAAGAUAACUACGAUGAAUUCCCUGGAAAAAAAUCAGUUUCGAGCACAGUCAAUCAGUGCAGGGUGCUUAACCAGAGCGGUCUCCGUAAUAUUGGGAACACGUGCUACGCAAAUGCUGCCCUACAACUGCUCUAUCACUGCUCCGAUUUUCGACUUGCCGUUCUAGAAGCUGUUCGGCCCAAGUCAUGCAGCCAGCCCGUUCGUCCCUGUUCUGCACCCGGACCACCGUGUUCGUCCUUUGUGGCUGUUCCCGAGCUCUCCAAACUGUGUGUGAACAAGGAUCUGGCUGCAACUGCUACGACUGGUGGGCUUCUGCGUUCUCAACUAUUUGCCCUAUUUUGUGCACUAAGCACACAUCAGGGCCAAACUGUGCGAGAUCCCGGUGCUGUACUCACGCUUUCCAAACCGGCACACUUCGUCAUUGGAGAGCAGCAAGAUGCCGUUGAGUACUUGAACCACUUACUUGAUCGGCUUCACGAAGAAGAAUUGCAAGCAACCGAUCCUAGUCUGCUCAAAUCAAAACACCAGCAACUAGAUGACAGCCAAAUAUGCCUCUCGGCUGAUCGUACUCGUAGCGUUCUCAAUCCAUCCCUACCGUGUCAUCGGUCUAUUCGCCGUACUAACAGUUCACCAGAUCUCGGAACUGAAUCCCAACCCACGCAAAUUGCCGGAUCAGCACCUACCGAUACCGCUGCUGCAGCAGGCCAGCAUAUGUCCCUAGUGCGGCAGUUGUUCGGCGGUCAAUUGGUUCGACAUACAUCUUGCACAGAGUGCGCCCAUGUGUCCAGCACAUGUGACGAGUACUUCUCAUGCUUGUAUCUCCCGGUCGCGUCGUCGGAGGAUCUGGCCUUCGACGAAGAACAAAAACCAUCCAACUCUGUUUUUCAGGUGGAAUCGGGCUCACGUGUAAGCAACACAGAUUUGGACCUCACGUCCCUCAUUCGAGCUCAUUUCACCCGAACAGAAUAUGUCUCUACUCAAAACGAGUGCGAAUCUUGCGGCAAGGUCACGAAGCGCGCGAGAAGACUGAGUCUACGAAAGCUCGCUUCUCACGUGCUAAUCUGUUUGAACAUAUUCACCUUUUGCCGUGUGAAGCAAACAUCGUCCAAAAUCUUGCGUCCAAUAUCCAUUCCCGAACGUCUUUCUGUCACCCUGUCGGACCACACUGCCAGUGAGAAUGGAUACUUUUGUGAUGAGAAACAGGGAUCGCGGUCGCUUGCCACCAGGUCGUACGCGUUGCAGGGAAUGAUAUUACAUCAUGGCUUGUCCAUCAGUUGUGGUCAUUAUACCUGCGUGGCCCGAGUGGGGAUGCAGUGGAUCUGGUUCGAUGAUGACAUUGCUCAGUACACCUCGUUGGAGCAAGUCUAUGCACAACCUAUGACCACACCCUAUCUGCUUCUAUACUCUCAGACCUGACCCGCGCGCGACUAGACUGUGUUGUGUAUCUUUCUCAAAAUUUCCCUCUCUUGUUGAUUUAACCGUGCGCAUAUUGUACAACUACAGUGAAAGAUACAUCUGCUC
Molecule: messenger RNA, 3246 nt
Organism: Opisthorchis viverrini
Lineage: Eukaryota; Metazoa; Platyhelminthes; Trematoda; Opisthorchiida; Opisthorchiidae
Exons: 5
Coding region: 163-3141 (992 amino acids)
Biological process (GO): protein deubiquitination
Molecular function (GO): cysteine-type deubiquitinase activity
Source: RefSeq, a predicted model, not a curated record